Messenger RNA from Didymodactylos carnosus, 372 nucleotides. NCBI's taxonomy places the organism in Eukaryota, Metazoa, Rotifera, Eurotatoria, Philodinida, Philodinidae. The record is from the annotation of a GenBank genome assembly.
AUGAACGUGGACAGCAACUGCAACGAUGAAACGAGUGACAAGCCAUUUCCAGCAUUAGAAAUUCAUCGUCGUCUACAUGGCUUAGGAAAUAUCGAUGAUAGUAGGAUCCAUUUUCAAUACACGCUAUAUCCUCUACUCAACGAUUGUUUAGAUAUGGAAACAGAAACAGAUAGCAGAAAUCACAACGAACUUGGACAACAAAUGAAUGAACGUAACAUUACAUUAAUUGCUCUCGAGAAAAUAUUACCGAACAUUUGUACUAGCAACGGCCUUCCUAUGUGUCGAUCAAGUGCAUUGGAAGUUUCUGCUUCCAAUUGGCUGGGAGUUGAAGAUUCGCAAGUCCUGUCUUCCAGCGAGCCGAUGACCGCAUAA